This is a messenger RNA of Neolamprologus brichardi, 4505 nucleotides long. RefSeq names its product palmdelphin b (gene palmdb). Gene Ontology annotation, biological process: regulation of cell shape. The record is from RefSeq and is a predicted model, not a curated record. Lineage: Eukaryota; Metazoa; Chordata; Actinopteri; Cichliformes; Cichlidae. Gene Ontology annotation, cellular component: membrane; cytoplasm.
CAGCCAUGCAGAGCUGCCAGUAUAAAGCUGCACUCAGAAACAGAGCAGAGCCCUCUGCAUUAGCCUGCUCCCCUCUCUCAGACGGCGACCUCAGUGGAUAGAGAGGCAGAUGGAAAGGAACUGAACAAAGGUUGCAGCACAGCUGAGGAUCACAACUCCAUGUCCAUCACCAUGGAAACAACAGAACAAUCAGCGUUGGAGAUGGAUUGUGAAGUGGAUGUCGGUAUGGCUGAUUCACCUAAGCAACAGGACUUUAUUGCAGAUGACGAGCUUGUUUGUUCAGCGACACCGCCAUUAGUCCCGGAGUCUCCGUUGGAAAAGGUAACGCCUGACACUUUAUUAACUGACACGCCAAGCAGUAGAGACGCGAAUGACAAGCGUGACUGCUCUGAGCCCGACGUCUGCACUGAAACGGCUCGUCAGAAUCAAAAAGAAGCUUUGGUUUUGGAGCCGGGCUGUGAAGAGCUCAGCAGGAAGGAAUCAGUCACCUCAUCUGUGUCCGACCCACUCUCCAGUGUAGACAGUGUGUGUGAGAAUGACCCCCAACAUAAGAGGAGGAAAACACCAGAACUAGAUCCUGAGCAGGAACAGACCCCGGAGCUAGAACAAGAUGCUGUACCAGUACGAAGCCCAGAGCCUGGUGAAGAUCCUGAGGAACUAAGUCUUGAACUAGAGCAAUACCCUGAACCAGAGCAAUACCCUGAACCAGAGCAAUACCCUGAACCGGAGGAAUACCCUGAGCCAGUGCUAGAGCCUGAGCUAGAGCCAUUCCCAGAAUCAACGCAAUACCCUGAACCAGUGCAAUAUCCUGAACCGGAGGAAUUCCCUGAACCGGAGGAAUACCCUGAGCCAGAGCCGUUCCCAGAAUCAACGCAAUUCCCUGAACCAGUGCUAGACCCUGAGCUAGAUCAGUAUCCUGAGCCAGAGCCUGGGGCUGUUGACAAUUAUCUGCAUUCUGAAGAAGAUGGCUAUCUAAAUCUGGAAAUAUAUAAAGACCCAGAGGCCCAAGAACUCAUAUUUGAACCAUCCGUCACAGAGGAGUCUAUGUUAGCACAGUGCAUUAGAGAAGAAGCUAUGUCAGACGUCUCCACCGAAUCCUGCCAUGAACCUGGUCCUGAUGAAAUGGAAGAAUGCCUGAGAGUUGAGAUUGCAGCAGCAUCUUCAGAUAGUGAGGCGGAUGAAAAAUGGAGAACGAUAUUCUCCUCUUCUAUUAAUAGAGAAGAUGACGAUUCAUACUUGGAUAGUCUUCAGUUGAGUGCCCAGGAGCUCUUUGUACAAAAAGCUGAGAUGACAGGUGCUGAAGACGAAGACAGCAACGCUUUUCAUGAAGUGUGUUUCGAGGUCCCGCAAGUGGAAGACGUUCUGGAACAGCCCGAGGUUAACAUGCCUUUCCCCAGCCCUUCACAGGAGGUUAAAUAUAACCCGUUAGGCCUUCAAGGCUUGUCUAAAAUAUCUGAAGAUGAGAGUGAGAAUGGUAAAGAUGCCAAUUAUAACCACAUCGCUCACCAACCGCACAUCAGCGUAGAUGCAGUCAAGAAGCUACCUAAAGACUUCUGUGUGAUACAGGAAACCAAGAGUGAGAAUGUUAGUACAGAGCACGUGGACUUCCAGCUGGCUCGGAAACAGUGGCGGGAAAUGGAGGAACAAACCAAAAACAAGGUAGUCUUACCUACAACCAAGCAGCUGAGCUUCCACGGCAGCUACAGCUUCAUGUACACUCCAGUGCGCAACAUUGACCGACCUCACAAGAAAGCACAUGAUCUGGAAAACUUAGAUCUGGUUGGGGAGUAUCCUCACACCCAGUUUAGCCCCUGCUCAGAGGAUUCUGGUUUGGAUGAUUCCAGCUACAGGUCCCCUUAUGAUGACCCAGAAACAGUUGAAAGGGAUAUUCGCAUAUCACUGGAGAGGGAAGAACAUUUCAAAAGGGAGAGGGGCCUUUCCAGGAUGGGCAAGUCAACUGAUUGUGCACCAUCAAGAAGUAUCCCUAGAUCAAUAAGCACUCCACUGACGCCGUCAUUCAUCAUCACCUCCUCACCUACCAAGGAACCCCUGAAGCAUGAAAUGUCAGCGAACAAUGUAAUCAUUCUGGACCCUAGCAAUGACUUUACCUCUAGUCCCAGGCAUGUUAAAGACAACGUGAAUGCUCAGUCUAGUGACUGGCACUCCAAAGAGACCAGCUCCAGCGUCAUCAUCCUGGAGACGUCCAAUUUGAUCAUUCGCAGUGCCUCUGAGUUCUCUCUCAGUAAAGCAUGUGAGCAGCCCCAGGAAAAAAUGUUCCUGAACAACCCGUUUUUCAAACUACGUUCAAGAAGCACAAUAUCCUUGGUGGAUGAAGAGAUCAAGAUGGUAAAGCAGAGGGAGGAUGAGCUGAAAAAGGAGAGGGAAACUCUGUAUGCCAAAGACAGGUUCAGCGCAGAAAGAGUAUUGUCAAACCGCAUGGAAACGCUGACCUUUAAUAACUCAGUUGAUGUUCCUGUGAAGUGCAAGUCGUCUCCAUCCUCACCAAUGAAAACCACCCACAGGAUGGAUCGUGCUGCUCUGUCGUGUGAUCACAGAUUUCCAGAGAUCCACACUGGAGGAAGACGCAAGAGCGCCAUGGCUCUGCGCUGGGAGGCGGGAGAGUUCACGAAGAAUGAAUGAAGUCAAAGGUUCACUGCUGUGAAGUCAGACGCUCUGUUGAAAUGGUUUCAUGUUGUGACAUAAAUUCUGCUUCGUGUGACGCUUGGGCAAAGAGUGUUUAUUCUUACGUUAGUCUGAACAAAGCUUAUUGAGCACUGAUGGCGGAGCUGAUAAUGUUCUGGCCACGAGGUGCAUAUUAUGUUUGUGAAUAUGCAUUUGACAUUUGUUCAUUCCUUGUGGAUAAAUACUCAUAUUUGCUGCUGUUUUAAAGUCUUAAUAAGCUACAGAAUCUGUAAUUGUUUUAGUAAAGUGAUGUUUCUUAGACAACUAAAAGCAGUGCCAACAUACUUUGUAUUUAAACCCUAAACAACUAUUUUUCUUCUUGUUUUUUGGCUUGUGAAGAAGCACAGAAGGUCCUAAAACUGACAAACAGUAAAAUAAGAACAGACUCAGCAGUUUGAUAUGGCAUCGAGUCCUGUUAAUGCACCACAGGGUUUAGUGGAUCCUGGUCUUUGCUGAAGAUUUCCUUCUGUGGGAAUAGAUAAAGGAUCGUUUCAUUGUUUGUGCCAUGUCCGAUGACUGAUUGGAGUCAGUAUUAAUCCUCCAAUAAUGUGAGUGUAAACCUGUAAAUGGACUGCAUUUAUAGAGCUCUGCACCUUUAUUAACCAAGAAUGUGACCCUAAAAUGUCUCUGCUGGGAGAAAAGUGCAUCGUUCUGUUGUUGGUGGCGAGGAUGAGCAUAGCAGGCUUCACGUAGUCCCCGGCUGUCAGGAUCUUACGGCCCUGUGGAUGACUCUGUCCCAACAACCAGAGGAACUCACAGGAUGGUGGAUGCUUCAUAUAGUUACCAUCUGUUUGCUUUUCUAUUGUUCUGUCGUUGCAGCUGAUGUGCUUUUCUGCUUUAACACAACUGAAUUCUCCAAAAAGGCUCCAAUAUGUUUCUGCUGUUAGACAGAGGAGCGUGCAUGACAAACAAGAGACUAGUUAAAGCUCAGUCCCUUUAAUGCAAUUUUCUUUCUGCUGACAUCAUCAGAACAGCAAUGUUGUGUGGAUCAGAAGGUGUACACAGACAGCUUUGCCUCAGUUUGAUGUGAUGAAUAGACUCGUCUGCCUUUAAAAACAUGUGAAAUUAGACACAAAAAAACUGUUAGUGUCAAAGGAUGAAAUAAAAUCAUAAAACCUGGAAGCACAACAAGGGCUCUGUGAGAACGACGACACAAUAAAGGUUUGUUCUUUCUGCCCUGACUAAUGUACAAUACUGUCCACUAACCUUUGAGACAUUAUGUCAGUCAGACUUUUGAUGUUAUUGUCUUGAUAAUGAAAGUGUGGUCGUGUAUAUUAACUGUAUUUUCAUAUUAUGCUGUUAGUUGCAACUGAUAUUUAAGCUGGAUGAACACAGGAGCAUCCAACAACAACAUCACUUAGACAAUCAUAUUAUAAAUGUCCAGAUUUUUAUGAGAUAUAAAUUUAUAAUUCCUGUCCAACCCUCCUCGUGGGGUCGAUGAAGCCAUGGCUCUAAAUCACACAGGGUAAUUAAAGGUUACUCUGAUAAUUAACAACUUAUUUAUUUAUUGUUAGAGAUCCUUUACAUGAACAAACACACUGAAGGUUUUUUUAAUAAAUGUUUCUCUCUGAAAAACACUUUAUACAAAUGCAGUGCUUUCACCUGAGAGUCUAUUGAUCCUACAGUUUAUUUUUCAUGUCAGGUUUGUACGCUUAACCGCUGAAGUAUAGCUUACAGAACUUAAGGUUUGCUUGCUGAUGUUUAAACAUUUUGUGUACAGCCUCCUCUGUCGCGUUCAGGGGCUGACUGGGGCUCUGUUUGCAGGGGAUUUUCACAGUGUAUUCCUCAUGCAAAAAUAAAUAAAGCUAUAUAUGAUAUAUGAA